Eimeria maxima is the source of this 2085-nucleotide messenger RNA. RefSeq lists its product as hypothetical. Gene Ontology annotation, biological process: regulation of DNA-templated transcription. The coding region runs from base 1 to 2085 and encodes 694 amino acids. The record is from RefSeq and is a predicted model, not a curated record. The transcript is spliced from 2 exons. NCBI's taxonomy places the organism in Eukaryota, Apicomplexa, Conoidasida, Eucoccidiorida, Eimeriidae. Gene Ontology annotation, molecular function: double-stranded DNA binding.
AUGUAUACAAACCCUCGUCAUCCAUGGAUACCUAAGGAUGAUAUCUUCUAUCACCCUCAGCCUCUGCAGCUGCUGCAGCAGCAGCGGCAGCAACAGCAGCAGCAGCAGGAGCAGCAGGACCAAGAGCAGGGGGAGGAGCAGCAGCAGCAACAGCAGCAGCAGCAGCAGCAGCAGCAGCAGGACGAGAUAGAGAGGGUAGGUCCGUUACCAGAGAGGCACAAGGUUAAUCAGGACUAUAGUAUAACCCCUACUAGCAGCAGCAGCAGCAGCAGCAACAGCAGCAGCAGCAGUAGUAGUAGUGGUACAGACGACGGCGAAGGGGAGACACUGCAGCAGAAGGAGCAGCAGCAGCAGCAGGAGCUUCUUGCUGCAUCUCCUUUGCUGCAGCGACUAGAGCAGCUACGUUUCCCUGAUUUGCUGCAGCUGUCUCCUCGUGAGUUGCUGCUGCUGCUGCAGCGUCGUGUACAGCUGCUGUGUCCUGGUGGUGUAGAAGCAACAGCAGCAGCAGCAGCAGUGCUGCUGCAGGAGGAAGGAUGGACAGCAGCAGCAGCAAAACGUUGGCUACUAACAAACCCUAAGGCAUUCAAGUCUAGCUUACCAAUAGACGAAGCAGUUGCUACUGCUGGUGCUGCUGCUGAUGCUGCUGCUGCAGCAGAUGCAGCAGCAGCAGCAGCUGCUGCUGCUGCUGCUGCUAAACCUGAAAAGUCCUCUUCGAAGCGCGGCGGCACAUCAGCAGCAGCAGCAGCAGAGAAAAAAGCUGCAGAAGCAGAAGCAGCAGAAGCAGCGAAGAAAGCUGCUGAAGCUGCUGCUGCUGCUGCUGCUGCAGCAGCAGCACAUGGCCCAUCAGCAGCAAAACGCAUGCGCUCCUUCUUAACAAGAUGGAAGGACUUUGGCUUCUCGUCGCAGCAGCUGCAGCAGCUGGCGCUGCAGCGGCCGCAGCUGCUGCAGCAGCGGCAGCCCCAAAAGAAGUUGCAUGCGUUUUCUACUGUAUGGAUACAAGUCUUAUCUACUAGGCCUUAUUACUGGGGAGGAGAUGACCCCCUAUUAGUGCAGCAGCAGGAGCAGCAGCAGCAACAAGAGCAGCAGCAGCAGGAAGAAGAAGAGUAUAAACAAUGGAUAGAGUGGUGGAAGGGAAAGGGGCCCGUUCCUCCGCUGCGGCCGCAGCAGCAGCAGCAGCAGCAGCAGCGUCGCCCUACAAAGCCUGAAUUGGUGCCGCAUGCAGGUGGUUUGCUGCAGCGUGAGGUGUUUCCUGGUGAGGAAGCAGCAGCAGCAGCAGGUGGUGCAGCAGCAGCAGCAGAAGUUCGUGCUGCAGCACUGAAACGUAUGGAGGAGGAAUCUGCUGCUGCUGCUGCAGCAAGAGAACAAGUGCAGCAGCAACUGCAGCAGCUGCUGCUGCAGCACCCCCAACUUAUUAGUCUUGCAGCAGAAGGCUCAUUAAAGACAAAAUUAUUAUAUAUACAGAACUGCAUGUACACCCCACUGCAGCAGCUGCUGCAGUAUCCUGCUGCACUUACUUACGGUCUAUACACCCGAAUAGUGCCUAGACACCUGGCGCUUGUUAAUGAAUUCUUAAUAAGAGUGCAUGCACGCAGAAAGCCCCAUUCAAUUGAUGAGGGUUUAGAGGCUCGGGUGUAUAGGCAGUUCGCUAAGGAUAAAGAUAUAUGGCAAUAUAGGGAGCAGCUGCUGCAGCAGCAACCGUUGGAUGUAGCAAGACGGCGCAUGCAUCGUUUUUUGCUGCAGCAGCAGCAGCGACUGCAACGACAGCAGCAGCAGCAACAGGAGCAGCAACAGGAGCAGCAACAGCAGGAGGAUGGGGAGGAUGAGGAGGAAGAGGAAGAAAUAGAAGUAAAUAAAGAUAAUUCUUCUUUUUCCUCCUUACUCGUCCUACCCCUACUACACCCAAUAAGAGGAUGGAGAGGACUCACUGCCUUCCAUCCUUAUUGGCUUCCUCCUCUCCCUCCUCUUCGUCUACUGCUGGGAUCGAACGAUCCCACAUUCUGUAAAAUGUUCAAUAUUCCAUAUAGAAGACUUCUUGAGGCAAAACAUGAUGCACAACAAGUCCCAAACCCUCAAAGAAUCUUCUAA